Molecule: messenger RNA, 928 nt
Organism: Rhodamnia argentea
Lineage: Eukaryota; Viridiplantae; Streptophyta; Magnoliopsida; Myrtales; Myrtaceae
Exons: 3
Coding region: 140-634 (164 amino acids)
Source: RefSeq, a predicted model, not a curated record
GGCCGUCAAUUUAACUUUUGAGAUUUGACGGAUUGGAUAUAGGAGGCACUCCAUUGAAAGAGUCGAGGUAAAGGAGAGUACAAACGUAGUGGAUGAGCAAGCCGAAGCCUGGCUCCCGCUCGCACUCGACACUUGAGAGAUGAAGUGGAGGCUGGUCUGCAGAAAGCUGUCCGACUACGUUCGCUACGACUUGAAGGAGAUCGCCUUCCCCUCUUCGUUUCCCGAUCCUCCUCACAUCAAGAAGCGUCGCAAGCUCACUUGGCACGAGCGAUUUCUCGUGUUAAAGGAGGCGUCCAGGCUUUAUGCUGCGAGCUGGGUACGAGAUAUUGGUCCUGAGCUCCGACCAAAUGACUACAAGAAAGAUGAAGACAGUGAAGACAAGCCUAGCGGAGCCCAAAAAGCUGGUAAAGAGAAAGAACUUUCGACUUUAGAGGAUCUCGCUGUGGCUGCAAGAGGGGGACUGGAAACAUUAAGGCCUGCUUUGCAGCGGUUGUACAUGAUGAGAGCUUCUGCAUAUACGGAUGCUCUUAAAAGCUUUAUAGAAGGAUAUCAAGAAGGUGUCCAACGGGUUAUGGAAAAGAAAGGAGAUACUACAUCUCAGAAGAUGGGCGAUCCACCUGAAAAGAUGAAUUGAUUGAUCUUGCGAGGUGUGUCCUUACAAAGAUCAAGUUCUUACCGAACACCUUUGUGACUAUGUUUUCCUCAUGAUGGUAUUAACUGUAAGCUUGACCAUCCAGGUCAGAAAAGAUUACUUGGAAAUGAUCACUUAUUAUGGGUGCUUGCACUUUUCUUGACAGUUUGCUGGGCUGAGUCUUUGAUGCGUCAAGACUUGUAUAUUCCUCUCUAGUAUGAUGUGCUUCUUUCCUGGAGAAAUCUAGAAGAAGGCAAUUGAAGUUUCUUAGUACGACAAUAGGGAUGCUUUCCUCCA